AUGGCUACAUAUAGGAAGCCUGAGAAAUUUGUCGCCAGACAAUUCACCAUGUCUUCGAACAAUACAAGUAUGGCAACCAGUGCGCCACCUGUAGCUGCUACUUCUUCUGCUGAAGUCCCUUCUUCGACUUCUCAAGCAUUAACAUCCACGACCUCUACUACAUCAAGUGCAAUUGCUAACACAAGUUCAUCGACUACAGUCACAAGUCCUGAUCCUGUAACUCCUGUUUCUAGCAGUAGUAGUGUAGUACUUCCCGUUCCACCAACUACAACCUCAACCUCAACAACAGCAGCACCACCAACCCCAACUCCAACUACACCGACACCAACGACGCCAACGCCAACGACGCCAACGCCAACAACACCAUCAGUGACAACUCCAGUAAUAGUUCCAACAACUACCACUACUCCUGCGGUAGUACCCGCACCUACCACUCAGAAAACUAGCGAGUCCAAGACAACACCCACAACAACAGCCCCAGCCGAUACUCCAACCCCUACAGUCGUUGUAUCCGUUGUUACCGUCACGCCGACUGAUGGUGUAUCCUCUGGACAAGUCACAACUGAAUAUAUUACAUCUACACAAGCUAUUACAGCCAAAACAUCUUCUACAUCAUCGUCUUCAGCAACCUCCGCAGUUUCCGGAACAGCCGGUCUUAGCAAUGCAGGGACAGGUAAAUCGGGAAAGUCUGGUAUCGGAAGUGGAGGAACAAUUGCUAUCGCGGUAGUCGUACCUAUUGUUGCAGUUGCUGCUUUAAUUGCUGCUGGAUUAUUCUUUUGGAGGAAACGAAAGCAACGUAAGGAUGCUGAAGAAAUGAGAAGAAAGGAAGUCGAGGAAUAUGGAUACAAUCCGAACAAUGAUCCAACAAUUCCAGCAGUAGGAUCAGGAGGAAGUGAUGGACCAUUCGAAAUGCGUGAAGAAGAAGGAUCUGGUUAUCGUGGAUGGGGUACUACGGCGGUAGCAUCGUCAGGAAGAAAAGCCUCAACAACAUUAUCUGGUGGUCAGUCCGCAGGUGGAAUUGUUGAUCAUCAUGAAGACGAAGGCAUGGGUGCUAUGGGACCAACUACAGGAGGAAAUCGCGACAUCAACCGAGGGCUAUCGAAUGCUUCAUCGUCAUACAGUGCUGCCAAUCGAUCAGAUGGAUCAGGUGAAGGUGCCGGUGGAUAUAAUGGAGGUGGACAAUAUUAUGAUCAAUAUGGAGCAGGAAACCCAUAUACUGAUGCAACACCAUAUGGAAGUCCACCAAAUCGAACCGAAGUUUCAGGACAGCCAGUUAUACGUGAUGUAUCAGCAAGGAGAAACACACGAAUUGAAAACCCAUCACAUUACCCGGGUCAACAGAGUGCCGGUAUUUCACAAAACUUUUAA
Molecule: messenger RNA, 1368 nt
Organism: Sclerotinia sclerotiorum 1980 UF-70
Lineage: Eukaryota; Fungi; Ascomycota; Leotiomycetes; Helotiales; Sclerotiniaceae
Exons: 2
Coding region: 1-1368 (455 amino acids)
Source: RefSeq, a predicted model, not a curated record